AUGCUCAAGGCUGCCCAGCCAGGCUCGGGACUUGGCUCCUCGCAAGUCUUGUCGCGCGCUCGCUGCCCCGCUGGUUCAGGUUGUGAGGCCGACGCGCUCCGCCAGGGGCAACCGGGGCGCUGCGACGCUGCGAGUCGUUUCCGGGCGCGGGCUGGGAGGGAGGAGCGAGGCGGGGCGGGGCGGGGUGUGACCCGGAAGUCAACGGGGCGUUCCGCCCCCCGCGCAUGGGGAGGUAGGCUCGGACAGGCCCGCGGAGCUGCAGCAGUCCUUCGUGCCCUCCUCGCCCUCCCCACCGACAUCAUGCUCCAGUUCCUGCUUGGAUUUACAUUGGGCAACAUGGUUGGAAUGUAUCUGGCUCAGAACUAUGACAUACCAAACCUGGCUAAAAAACUUGAAGACAUUAAAAAGGACUUGGAUGCCAAGAAGAAACCCCCUAGUGCAUGAGACUGCCUCCAGCACUGCCUUCGGGAUACACUGAUUCUACUGCUCUUGAGGGCCUCCUUUACCAUCUGAACCAAAAGCUUUUGUUUUCGUCUCCAGCCUCAGCACUUCUCUUCUUUGCUAGACCCUGUGUUUUUUGCUUAGAGCAAGCAAAAUGGGGCCCCAAUUUGAGAACUACCCUACAUUUCCAACAUACUCACCUCUUCCCAUAUUCCCUUUCCAACUGCAUGGGAGGUUCUAAGACUGGAAUUAUGGUGCUAGAUUAGUAAACAUGACUUUUAAUGAA
Molecule: messenger RNA, 727 nt
Organism: Piliocolobus tephrosceles (Ugandan red Colobus)
Lineage: Eukaryota; Metazoa; Chordata; Mammalia; Primates; Cercopithecidae
Gene: STMP1
Product: short transmembrane mitochondrial protein 1
Exons: 3
Coding region: 1-444 (147 amino acids)
Cellular component (GO): respiratory chain complex
Source: RefSeq, a predicted model, not a curated record